Paramuricea clavata is the source of this 2083-nucleotide messenger RNA. Lineage: Eukaryota; Metazoa; Cnidaria; Anthozoa; Malacalcyonacea; Plexauridae. The record is from the annotation of a GenBank genome assembly.
AUGCCCAUGAAUGCAAUGCUGACCUCAUUGCUGUUACAGAAACUUGGCUUAAGGAAAUUGAUGAUGCUGUAAGAGCAGAAGUUAAGUCAACUCGUUAUAACAUUGCUAAUGUUCCGCGACCUAAUCGUCGAGGCAGUGGCACUGCCCUUUUUUAUCGUGAAUCUAUUAAUGUAUCAAAACAUAAUGCUGAAGUUAAGACUUCCUUUGAGUUCUCUGAGUGGAAAGUAAUAUUACCAUCGGAUAUUAAUCUUUGUCUAAUUAUUGUAUAUCGGGCCCCAUAUUCCGAGGAUCAUAAAGUUACAUCAAGCACCUUUUUCGAAGAAUUCUCCGAUUAUCUGGAUACUAUUGUCUUGUGUAAUGAACGCUUAGUGAUCACAGGAGAUUUUAAUUUUCAUGUCGAUGUCCCUACUGAUAGAGAUGCUAUCAAAUUUCUAGACAUUUUAGAGUCGUAUUGUUUAGAGCAACACAUUGUUGGCCCUACCCAUGUCGACGGGCAUACAUUAGAUUUGAUUAUUACUCGCCAGUCUGAUCAUGUUAUCUGCAACACUCCGAGAAGUGAUUGUUAUCUUUCGGAUCAUGCAGCAAUCCUUUGCAGCCUUCGUGUGAACAAGCCAACACUAUCGGCCAAGAAUGUGAGUUAUAGGCGAGUUAAAUCUAUAGAUAUAACCUCGUGCAAUCAAGACCUUUUCGAUUCCAGACUCUGUCAAUCUCCCCCUGAUGACAUUGACGAGCUGGUAGCGUGUUAUAAUGUUACUCUAAAGUCUGUUUUAGAUAAACAUGCUCCCUUUAAGAAUAAAGGCAUCAUUGAACGUACCUGUGUACCAUGGUUUAAUGAGGAAAUUAAAGAGGUGAAGCGGAAAUGCAGGAAGGCUGAGAGAACGUGGAGAGACACAAGGUUAGCCGCUGACCUGGCUGUUUCAAGCAGAAGAGAAAUGUAGUGACUCAACUAAUGAAUAAAGCUCAUUGAGAAUUUUAUUCAGAAUUUAUUGAUGCCCAUAGCGGAAAUCAGAAAAAGCUCUUCACUGCCACUAUGAAGUUAAUAAACGAAUCGAAAACUCGUGAUUUACCACCUGUCCCAGACAAUGCUGUAUGUGCGAGCAGCAUUGCCAAGUUCUAUCGAAAGAUUGCCAAUAUUCGAGAACAGCUUGACAGUAGGAUCCUGUUACAAGUAAGACUCAAAUUAAUGCUGCAACAGUUACAAGUGGCGUGUCGCCUUUUUCUGAUUUCAAUGUUCUAACGGAACAAGAGGUUUCAGCACUGAUUAUGAGCUCAUCAUGGAAAACCAGUCCAACUGAUCCUAUGCCAUCUAAACUAGUUAGUGAAUGUAGUUGUUUCCUGCCUAUUAUUACAAAAAUGAUUAAUACCUCUCUGCAAGUGGUCAUUUUCCUGAUGACUGGAAAGAUGCUUUACUUUCUCCAUUGCUGAAAAAAGUAGGAGCUGACUUUACUUUUCAAAAUCUAAGACCAGUAAUCUACCAUUCAUCUCAAAACUCACGGAGAAGGCUGCCUCUAAUCAAACUCAUUGUCACAUGACUGUUAACAAUUUGUUUCCACCUCUGCAGUCCGCAUAUAGAAAGAAUCAUAGCAUUGAGACUGCGCUACUCAAAAUCAAUUGCUUAAUAUAAACAAGCAACAUGUAACGCUUCUGGUGGUACUGGAUCUUAGUGCCGCUUUUGAUACCGUUGAUCAGGAUAUUUUGCUUGAUCAUAUGUCAACUGAACUUGGUAUUGAAGGUGUUGUUUUGAAGUGGUUCGGUUCUUACCUCAAAGGUAGAUCACAAUGAGUUGCUGUGCAUGGAGCAGUUUCUGAGAAGUUCGAUCUAAUUUGGGGGGUUCCACAGGGCUCAUGUCUUGGACCUCUAGUUUUUACCAUCUAUGCUAGUGAACUUUUUAAUGUCAUCAAAAAUCAUCUUCCAAAUGUUCACUGUUUUGCUGAUGAUAGUGAGAUAUCUUUCCUUCAAUCCUAGUAAGGAGCAUGGAGAUAUGCAAGCUGCCAAGAGCAUGGAAUUGUGUGUGAACGAUAUUAUGAACUGGAUGUCCAAGGAUAAACGUUUAAUGAAUGAUGACAAGAUGGAGUCCUAUUAA